AUGAAAUCCUGCCAAAGCCUCAAGGAGGAGGUCUCCGUCCCGUGCUUGGGCGGGAUGUCACAAGAGGAGAGCCGCAGGCCGCAGGUGUCUCAGUCCUAUUACCACCCUUCCAACCCGGGGGUGGACCUGACAGGCAAGCUGUUCAAGAGAGAGGGGGGCGGCAAGCCCUACUCGGUUCUGGUCGACAACAAAAGCGCCACCAAGACGGCGGCGGCCGACACCGCUCGGCAGUAUUUCCGCGAGAGACCGGAUAUACGCUCACGCGUCGACGGGGCCACCUCUGAGGAAAGCGAAGACGAGGACGAAGAAGAGGAAGGCGACGACGAGGACGACGACGAAGAAGAAGAGACGGCUUUCAAGCGCGAGCAGAUUAUCGUGGAGGUAAACCUGAACAAUCAGACGCUUCACGUAUCCAAAGGCGACAACAAAGCCCCUGCCGCCGCCGCCGCCGCCGCGGGAGAGGAUUCCGAGAGAGGCGGCAGCGAGGAUGACGACGACGACGGCGGCGGGGAAGAGGGUGAAGAGGAAAGCCCGGAUGAGGAAGAGGAUGAAGACGACGACGAGGAGGAGACGGAAAGUCAAGCGACGAGGUCGAAGAGGGCUCACGGCGGCGCUUCCGGCCGGCCGCUGAGGAAAAGUCUCCGGGCGACUCUGAGCUCGUCGCCCACCGGGAUGACCACCAGGGGGCGACGGAAGCACGCCGAGAGGCCCCAGAGUCAGCGUCGCUCCGCUCGCCCCGUCCCGACGUCGCCCGCGGGCGCCAAAGCCGAGGGGGAGAAGGAGUUGCUGGCGUGUGAAAAGUGCCCUCGGGUCUUCAACACGCGUUGGUACCUGGAGAAGCACAUGAACGUCACGCACAGGAGAAUGCAGAUAUGCGACAAGUGCGGCAAGAAGUUUGUCCUGGAGAGCGAGCUAGCCUUGCACCAGCAGACCGACUGCGAGAAGAACAUCCAGUGUGUCUCCUGCAACAAAUCCUUCAAGAAGCUAUGGUCGCUGCACGAGCACAUCAAGAUUGUGCACGGCUAUGCCGAGAAAAAGUUCUCGUGCGAGAUCUGCGAGAAAAAGUUCUAUACCAUGGCCCACGUCCGCAAGCACAUGGUUGCUCACACCAAGGACAUGCCGUUCACCUGCGAGACAUGUGGCAAGUCAUUCAAACGCAGCAUGUCCCUCAAGGUGCACUCGCUGCAGCAUUCUGGAGAGAAGCCUUUCCGUUGCGAGAACUGCGACGAGCGCUUUCAGUACAAGUACCAGCUGCGCUCUCACAUGAGCAUCCAUAUCGGACAUAAGCAGUUCAUGUGCCAGUGGUGCGGCAAAGACUUCAAUAUGAAGCAGUAUUUUGACGAACACAUGAAAACUCAUACAGGAGAGAAGCCUUUCAUUUGCGAGAUUUGCGGCAAGAGCUUCACCAGCCGGCCCAACAUGAAACGCCACCGACGCACGCACACGGGCGAGAAGCCGUACCCGUGCGACGUGUGCGGCCAACGCUUCCGCUUCUCCAACAUGUUGAAGGCGCACAAGGAGAAAUGCUUCCGGGUCACCGGCCCGCUGGCACCGCAGGCCGGCAUCUUCGCCGGCGCUUUCUCCUCUGCCUCCUCGUCUUCUGGUCCCGGCCCUUCCGCCGCCUCCCCGCCGGUCGCGACGGCCGGCGCCGCCGCCCGGGAGCUCGCCCCGACCGCUGCGGCCUCGCCGCCGCGAGCCUCUUUGGGACACGCCUUCGGCCACGUACAGCACCACUCGGCGUCCUUGCACCACCGCCCCCAACAGCACCUCAACGCAGCCCAACCCGCAACACCUCACACCCCCCACCACGCCCACCAUCAUCAUCACCACCACCUGGCAGUGCCCCCGGUCUCCCACCUGCCCCCUCCCCCUGCCCUUUUUAAGAGCGAACCUCUAAACCACUGCGGGCACGAAGACGGCGCCUAUCUGCACCACAUGGCUUCUGCCGAUAAGGGUCCCGGAGCCCCUCAACAUCACUGA
Nerophis lumbriciformis (worm pipefish) is the source of this 1980-nucleotide messenger RNA. The record is from RefSeq and is a predicted model, not a curated record. NCBI's taxonomy places the organism in Eukaryota, Metazoa, Chordata, Actinopteri, Syngnathiformes, Syngnathidae.